Salvia miltiorrhiza (redroot sage) is the source of this 854-nucleotide messenger RNA. RefSeq lists its product as uncharacterized. Lineage: Eukaryota; Viridiplantae; Streptophyta; Magnoliopsida; Lamiales; Lamiaceae. The record is from RefSeq and is a predicted model, not a curated record. Bases 1 to 594 code for a protein of 197 amino acids. Gene Ontology annotation, biological process: protein import into nucleus. The transcript has 4 exons. Gene Ontology annotation, cellular component: nucleus.
AUGCAGGAUCUCAUCAAUUCAAGCCUUCAGGGCAUAGUUUCUGAUGAACUAAGAAAAAUUAAGGGAUUCUCACUGGAUGAAAGUUCAGCUCCAACGUGUCGUAAUGCUACUGAUGACAUGAUAUGGGAAUAUGAUGGUCUUCAGACAGCUUAUGCAGGCGACUGCGAGGAGAUUCUAUUAGAAAUGCAAAACAUAUUUUAUGAGGAUCUUGGGAGAGGAGAAAGUAGAAAAGAGCCUGAAAAAUUGAUCACAACAUGGGAUGAUGAAGAAGACGAAUAUUUGGCUCGUAUAGUGUUUGAUCACAUGCAGCUAAAUAGUGAUCAGGUUUCACCGGAGGUUUGGUGCCCCAUCUGCAAACAAGGGAAGUUUCAGGAAAAUGGCCAUAAUAUAUAUUGCAAUCGGUGUAAAUUCGAACUAAAAAGAGAGCAUGAGGUUGAUCUGAACUUCUUAAGGCUGAGGCUGGGUGAAGCUCACACAGAGCAUCUUGUUAAAGGAUGCAGACUGAAACCUGAGUUCUGCGUUGAAACUAAGUUUCAACUGACUGCAAUAUAUAUCAAGUGUCAAGGCUGCGACACAUUUGAUAUUGUCCUAUAAGCAGUCACCCCAGCUAGGGCAGGCAGAUGAUAUAUUGAUAUGUACGUACCCAACUCCCAGGUAAAGUAAACCAACUUCGUUUGCAUUUGUUAAUUAUGGCUUUACGCUGCCAUGUUUUGUAAUGGUUGUCUUGAAAAGGGUCUUUACUACAGUAACAAAAUUGUUUUAUUUCUUCUGUGAGUUUCUUGAGAAAUGUGUAGUGCAGAUAUACACCAUACCAACCACCUUUAUAUAUUGAAAAAUGGCGUUUUUCAGGAGUC